AUGGAGAGCCUCAGCUCAACGGCGGCGACGCUAGCAUCGUCUUCUCCUCCGUUCAAUUUUUCACCGAAACCGAAAGAAUCGUUUUCCUCUCGAAGAUUCAUCCGGUUUUCCACCUCCCCCAAAAAUAAUGGAAACGAGCCGGAUCUUCGGUCCGAUUCCACCGACGAAGAAUCCAGCAGCAUCGUUCCGUUGCUCAGCAACCGCACUCUCUCCAAAGAUGCAGCGAUGGGCUUGGUUCUGAGUGCCGCAAAUGUUAGGGGUUGGACUACCGGCUCGGGUAUGGAAGGGCCGCCGGUACCGGCGGAUUCGGACGCCAAAUCAAGUUCGGAGCGGAUCUCCACAUUUCCCUGGUCGCUCUUCACCAAAUCGCCUCGUCGACGCAUGCGCGUGGCCUUCACUUGCAACGUCUGCGGCCAACGGACCACUCGGGCCAUCAAUCCCCAUGCCUACACUGAUGGCACUGUCUUCGUCCAGUGUUGUGGAUGCAAUGUGUUUCACAAGCUCGUGGACAACCUGAACCUUUUCCAUGAGAUGAAGUGCUAUGUGAAUCCGAGCUUCAACCCAAAUGCAAACGCGAAUUUGAUGGGUUUCAAGUAUCUUGAAUUUGAUGACGUAAACGAUGGUGAUGAUCUCCCACCGCUGUUAUGA
This is a messenger RNA of Oldenlandia corymbosa var. corymbosa, 648 nucleotides long. NCBI's taxonomy places the organism in Eukaryota, Viridiplantae, Streptophyta, Magnoliopsida, Gentianales, Rubiaceae. The record is from the annotation of a GenBank genome assembly.